Messenger RNA from Tarenaya hassleriana, 1496 nucleotides. Its product is annotated as UPF0496 protein At4g34320-like. The coding region runs from base 150 to 1337 and encodes 395 amino acids. Lineage: Eukaryota; Viridiplantae; Streptophyta; Magnoliopsida; Brassicales; Cleomaceae. The record is from RefSeq and is a predicted model, not a curated record. The transcript has 3 exons.
CAUGCCCAUAUAUAUAUAUAUAUAUAUAUAUAUAUGCUUGUAUACAUAGUUUCGUUCCCAUAGCUUCCCAAUUUUUUGACCUUUUAUCAUCCUGUCUCGUGUAUACCAGUUCUGAAUCUGUCGCAGCUUUUGAUUUACCUUCUGCGUAGAUGUGCAUCGAAUCUCAGAUCGUGUUUGGAACAAUGGGAAACCAAGCGAGCAAGAAACCACCUGCAGAGUCGUCGUCGUCGUCAUCAUCGGCUAAGAGCACAACUUUGCACUAUACGACGGAACUGAGGUCGUACGAGGCAGCCUGCAAGGCGGAUCUGGAACUGCAGUCUUUCGACACGAGCCUUCAGGCUCGGACUAACCACGUGAUUAGCACCUUGGCCACGGGUGUCGAGGUCCGAGCUCUCUCCUUCGAUUCCCUCAAGGAAGUGACCGGGUGCCUGUUGGAGAUGAACCAAGAAGUGGUCAGAGUCAUACUUGAAUGCAAGAAAGAUAUAUGGAAGAGCCAGGAAUUGUUUGAGCUCGUCGAAGAGUACUUCGAGAACAGCUUGAAGACGUUGGAUUUCUGCGCUGCCCUUGAGAAGGGCCUGAGACGUGCCCGCGAUAGCCAGCUUCUGAUUCUCCUCGCCCUUCAGCAGUUUGACGACGAGAGCCUCAUCAAAGGAGGGAACCGGUAUGAGAAGACGCUCGAAGAGCUGAAGAACUUCAAGGAGGCAGGGAGUCCUUUCGACGAGGACUUCUUCAGGAUCUUCCAGUCAGUGUACAGACAACAGAUGCUGAUGCUGGAGAAGCUACAGCUUCGCAGGAACAAGCUCGAUAAGAAGCUCAAGUCUAUCCACUCUUGGAGAAGACUCUCAAGCAUGAUCUUUGUGCCCACCUUUGCCACUGUGCUCAUCUGCUCCGUCGUGGCUGCUGCCAUGGCUGCUCCACCUGUUGCAGCCGCCCUAGCGGCGGCUACAUCCAUCCCGCUGGGUUCAAUGGGGAAAUGGAUCGACUCUUUGUGGAAGAAUUACGAGAAUGCGCUCAAAGGGCAGAAAGAAGUUAUCAGUUCGAUGCAGGCGGGUACGUAUGUGGCGAUCAAGGAUCUGGAUAAUAUCCGGGUUCUGAUCGAGCGGCUGGAGAUUGAAAUCGAAGGGAUGGUAAAGAGUGCGGAGUUUGCUGUGGAGAAGGAAGCAGUGAUGAUAGGGAUCGAGGAGAUAAGGAAGAAGCUUGGGAUCUUUAUGAAGAAUGUAGAGGAAUUGGCACUUCAGGCCGAUUUGUGCAGCAGAGAUAUAAGGAGGGCAAGGACUGUGAUUCUGCAGAGGAUCAUCAAGCAUCCCAAUAACAGCAGCAGCAGCAGUAGCACCUGAAAUGCAUAAGAAACGGGUGCUUCAGGUUGGCCCAAAAAAAAAAAUAAUUGUUCUCAGACUCCAAAAAGAUCACAGAUUCUUUUGCGAGUUUAUACAGUAUUAUCAUCGUUCUUACAUUAUCUCUAUAAUGGGAAACAAUAGGCUUUCCACAUUACCAUU